CCGAGGGGCCUCCUGCUGGAGAGCGCCCGGGCACGCCGGCACGGCACGCGCCCGCGGUUAUUGUCGGCCUCCGUGGCGCGCCAGGCCGGCGGCCGCCCCUCGCCGUUGCCCCUCGCGCUCCGCCUGCAGGGGCGCUGCCGCGGCCAGCAGGACGCGGCCGAGGCUGGUGUGCCACCGGCGGCGCUGGCGGAGGCGGGGGGCCAGCGCCCGGAACUGGCGCCGGAGCCGGCGCUGGAGGUGGCGCCGCCGGCUCCCCUGGCGCCGACGCCGCCCACCUCGCCGCCGGCGUCGCCCAAGCUGCUGGCGAGGGCCCUGACGCUGGUGGACCGCAGCCCCUUGCACCAGCGGGCAGAACCGUGGGACGAGGCGGGCAGGCUGUACAGGCUGUAGGGCGCGGCUUCGCCGCGGCAGCGGGUGCGAGCUGUGCGGGGGGCACCCUGGCUUUUUUUUGUUGCGGAGAAGGAGCCGGAGGCGUAGGAGUCGGAGGCCGGGCGGCGCCGGAGGCGCCGCCAGGGAGCCCCAGCGCCGAUCCCCGAGGAAUCCGCGCGGACCUCCGAUCUUUGUAUGUGUUUUUUCAUGGCUUAUUUCUUU
Messenger RNA from Prorocentrum cordatum, 591 nucleotides. The record is from the annotation of a GenBank genome assembly. Lineage: Eukaryota; Dinophyceae; Prorocentrales; Prorocentraceae.